This is a messenger RNA of Pyricularia oryzae 70-15, 426 nucleotides long. RefSeq lists its product as uncharacterized. Bases 1 to 426 code for a protein of 141 amino acids. Lineage: Eukaryota; Fungi; Ascomycota; Sordariomycetes; Magnaporthales; Pyriculariaceae. The record is from RefSeq and is a predicted model, not a curated record. The transcript has a single exon.
AUGAGGUUUGCAGCAAUUUUAUUCGCCGCCUUUUUGGGCGCCCAAUCCGCCAAAGCCGCCGGCAAUGAUAACAAUGUUAAAUGGAACGGCUGUGAGAUUCGCAUUUUGGACAAUUCGGACCAACCGUUAGGCUCAACCUGCCUCAACUUUGGGCAAUCAGGCGGAAUUCAAUUACCGGACCUGCCUUAUUGGCUUGACGAUUCGGACAUUGUUCCCGGAAAGUAUUACACAGUCUCUUUAGAGGAUGUUCAUUCUGCCCAUAGGUGCUGGAGUCUAAAGAGUGCGGACCUGCCGCCUACGCCAAAGCCGGAUUCUGUACACCCUUGGUAUUGGAACCCUAGACCAGCCAUUUGCAGGGACGGUAAAAGGUUACUUGUUGGGGAAUGGUACGGAGCCAACAAGAUCCGAGUUAGUCGUGUGCAAUAA